Molecule: messenger RNA, 603 nt
Organism: Lotus japonicus
Lineage: Eukaryota; Viridiplantae; Streptophyta; Magnoliopsida; Fabales; Fabaceae
Product: miraculin-like
Exons: 1
Coding region: 1-603 (200 amino acids)
Molecular function (GO): endopeptidase inhibitor activity
Source: RefSeq, a predicted model, not a curated record
AUGACAACAAAUUCUCGAUUACUUAUCGUCUUUUUCCUUUACAUUACCUUGACGAUAGAACUCAAGUUUUCUGCUGGUGCGUUGCUAGACACAGAUGGUAACCAUUUGAAUGCUGCAAGCUACUACAACAUCUUACCCUUGGAUUGGGGUAAAACACUUGGUGGAAUUUCGGAUAGAGUUGUUGCUCCCGAUGGAACAGUUUCUCUUGUUCUCGAUAGGUCUAAGACCUUUGCUGGCUUGCCAGUGAGCUUCUCAAACGUCACUGCAUCAUCAAAGGUCAUCGAAAGAGACGACAUCGUAAUGGUCAGUUUUGUUCUGAGCAAAGAUAAAAAUAUUUUUCCUUGGGUUCUUAUCUAUGAUGAGUUGGCCAAAGUGUGGUUUUUUAGCGCUGGCAACCCUAUCAAUUACCCGGGUCGACAGAUUAAGAACGGGACUUUCCGAAUUUCUUAUGCUAAUUUGGGUUACAAGCUUGUUUUUUGUGGUGAUGCCAAUGCCUCAACUUGCAAAGAUAUUGGGAUAUAUAUAGAUAGCGCUGGAAAUAGCCGUAUCGCUAUCGAUAGACCAGCAAUGCUAGUUAAGUUCAAAAAAACAAGACUUUUCUAG